UACGAAACUUUUUUCCAAAAAACAAACGUAAUGGAUGUCGUGUGCACAUAAAAAGUAAGAAAAAAAAACCAAAAUAAAAGGACGUCGAUAAAAAUUAAAUAGUUUGUGAACAAACAAAAAAACAAGAAAAAAACAAACUUAUAUAAUGGACGUCGAUGGUUAUAUAAAAACGUGAACUUUGUGCCCAUGGAGAAGUUAACGGGUCCUUUUGUCAGAAAAAUAAAAGAAGAAGUCAGAAAUAAAAAAAAAAACAAAAUACAAUGAGAAAUGAGUCCUAUAUAUAGAUGCAUUACAUCACUUUCCAUUAAUUGAACAGCUCUUCCAUCCCUCUUAAAUCCAACAUCAGAUGACGCCCUUCUAUCCAUGUCAGGACCCUCAAGUUUUCAUAAAUUAUCGGGGAGAGGAGCUCCGUUACAGGUUCGUCAGCCACCUAGUUGCUGCCUUUGAGAGGGACGAGAUCAACUUCUUCAUAGACAAGAACGAGCUCAGAGGCACAGACCUAAGAAAUCUUUUUGCGAGGAUCCACGAGUCAAGGAUUGCACUGGUCAUCUUCUCUAAUAGGUAUGCGGAGUCGUCGUGGUGCAUGAAUGAGUUGGCGAAGAUCAAAGAACUUGCGGAUAAAGAAAAGCUCCACGUUGUACCAAUCUUUUACAAGCUGAAGGUAGGUGAUGUGAGAGGACAGACAGGUAAGUUCGGUACGAAAUUCUGGAACCUUGCGAGAGCUUCUACUGGAGAUCAGAUCAAGACAUGGAAGGAAGCCUUAGAGUGUAUCUCUGACAAGAUGGGCCUGUCGCUGAAAGACCAGAGCUCCGAAGCUGAUUUUGUCAAGGAAAUUGUUACGGAGGUUAGGAGAGUUGUAGCAGCAAUGGGACUCGAGGAAGGAAGAGAUCAUAAUGUCAACCAUUCUGGGAAUAAAAAGAGAGGCUGGGAAUUUCAAUUUUGACAGAUAGCUUUUUAUCUAUGAUAUAUACUCCUUUAGUUUCAAAUAAAAUGUUUUUGUAACAUAAAAUUUUUGUUGUAAAAUAAAUGUCAUUUUAUGAAUUUAAUACAGUUUUUUUCUAAUAAUUUGUUUCUUUAUCCCCUAAUUAAGUCAAGGUAAACAAUAAAUGUUAUAAAAUUUUAAUAGUCAACAAAGAUAAAACUGAACAUUUAACUAAUUUCUUAAUUUGUGUGAAAAACUCUAAAACAACAUUUGAUUUGAAAUGGAGGGAGUAGUAUAUACCCUUUUGUCGAAAAUAUGUAGUUUUAUUGAAACUAUGCCCUUUUUCUAUAUACACCUAAUUUCUUGAGAAUUAAAAUAUCUUGCUUUCAAAGAUUUACUAAGUUUAGCAUUCCCGUGACAAGCCGAUCAUUGCAUCCUCUCUAUCAGUCACUGUCAGGAAGCAGAGCACAACGACAUCCUCACCAGAUGGAACAGUUUCUGUAACAUUGGUCAUGACUAAGGUGGAUGCAAAGUGAUCUGAUUUUAAGUCAUGCUCUGUUAUGUUCAAGUAUAAGAAGCCAUACUCUGUUUUUGCCCAGAUCUGUUUUUCUUUUAAAAACAUCGCAAGUAUUUCUUUCUUUUGUUAAUUAGUUAAUCAAUAUCACAUUUCAACAGAACAAAUAACAAAAUAAUUCGUUCAAUUUAGCUGUGUAAGCUCUCUAAUUGAAUCAUAGACAUGAGAUAAAACAUCUCUUCGCGGAUAGAAGUAAUGGUGUCGAAUAUCUUCUCAAUCACCUAGAAUUUCGUAGGCCACAGAAAUUUCCAGUGAACAGUUCUUAUUGACCAACAACCAAUACAUUUUAUCUAUAGGAUACGUUUAUAAUACGAGAUUAUUUGUAAAUAAGGAAGUAAUGUUGCGCCUUGGAGAGUUAGAACUUUAUCUUCUCAGCCGGGUAUUAACUCGCUACAAGAUCAAGUGAAUUAGCUAACUAGAAAUUACCGGUUAGUUUCUCUUAAAUUGGUAAAACGUAAAAACAGAAAGGAAUGAAAAUGAAUGACUAAUAGUAUAUUGAUUAGUGGUGACUAUAGUCUAUGUUGAAAGACGCACGAGCGAUAAACUUUUGCAAAGAAGGAAACUUUUGACUCACGUGAUGGAAGUGGGUGGAUAGCCGGAAAUCGAAAGUUUGAGUAGAUAAGACUGAUUUUCGUGUACACAUGCAAAUUCAUGCAUGCAUAAGUCCACUGUCGAGGAACCUAGGGUGAGCGCCGCCAUCCCAAAGAGAGAGAGAGAAAAAGUUUUCUCUCGAGGGUCUCUCCCCCAAUCUUCUCUAACCCUAGCGCCGCCAUCAGAUCUUGAUUCCGCUCCGGUGCUCGGGGGCUCCGGCCUUCGUCCGGCGCUCACGUUAGCCCCGACGCCGGAGGCUCCUCUCCUCUUCUUUCUCCUCGUUUUCCUUUUGCUCCUCCGCUGCUCUCGUCUUCCCUAUCGCCUUGCUUGUUUCUCUGUGUUUGAAGCUUUCCUGGAGGCACCUUCGCUCGAGAGAAGCUCUGUGUCUGGUGUGAGUCCUUUAGUCAUGGAUCUACGGCGCGAUGGGUUCUGGCGGCACUGUCGGAGGAGUCGGCGUUUUAGGGUUUUGGAGGCGGUCCCUUAAGCCGCUUCUAGAGUUUGGCUGCGCGUGGAGGCGUGAGCCGGGCCUCUGUUCAGAUCUGAUCUCCGGUUUCCUAGAUCUGAGGUCUUUCGGUCUGUAAUGUUGCGGCGAAGGCUGCGGUUCGAUUACCCUUUCCUCGGUGUCCUGGUAAAGGUGAGCUCUGUUUGUCUUCGCCAAUGGGGUAUCGGAGCUCCCUCUAGCUCGGUUGCGAGCUUAACCGAAGGCGGUGGUGUGUAACUCUUCUUAAGGUGGUGGCUCGUGGUAGGUCCAGAGGCGUGGUGUUGGUGUUGGUCGUCUAUGGUCACUCCAAGACGUCGCUGCGACCUCCCUCCUUUUCGGCUUGUUCUCUUCCCGGCUCGUGGUUCAGAACCGAUCUUUGAAGCUUUGUCGACCGGUUUCUUUGGUCUUUGCUCGUGUGCUUUUUGGUUCGAUUGCUCCGUUGUCACCGGUCGCAAUCUGUGACAUUGUAAGCUUACCGGUCUUAGGUUUUCUAAGACGGCGUUUGGCGAUGAUGCUCAAGGCUCCGUGUGGUCUGCGGGUCUUCUUGGUAUCGUCGGUGGCUCCAUCCGGUGUUGCGCACAUCCCAGUGCUGUGGCUUCCCCUUGGUUGCUCAUGGUAGUGUCGGUAGCACUAAUGCUUCUUGCAGGUCUUCGAGCAGUUCAGGUUCUCGUGCAGCGGUCAACUUGUUCCCGACUUCUUGCUUACCGAUCUUGGUUUGGAGGUCAUCGUGUCUCUAAGCCAUUGGCCGGUCGAGGCGCUUUUGAAGAUUGUAUAGAGGGACUUAGAGCAAUUUUCAAUGGUAUGUGUUCUAUCUCCCUUCUUCAUCUGUGUCUGUGCGUAUUGACGGUGACGGUUAUAAGAUCUCGAAAAGUUCAUCGAGAGCUAGCUACCCCGUAGACGUCACGGAAAUUCCCGGCAUCCGAGGCAACGAGGUGAACCUCACGUUCCCGUGGUCAACGUCGAAGGGGAGAACAGCUUUAGAUUCCUAAGGAUUUUAAAAUCAACUUAGCGAAAUGUGCCGGGUUUAGUGGGCGGGCGAAGCUCGGUUGUAAUACAUUGAUUUAGGAGCUUUUGUUCUGAUCGAACUUGUAACCUGAACUGAUUGUCCGGUUUACCGGAAGAUUUUAAUAUAAGUAAUUUAAAAAAAAAAAAAAAAAAAAAAGUCCACUGUCAA
Brassica napus (rape) is the source of this 3742-nucleotide messenger RNA. Its product is annotated as disease resistance protein RBA1-like. The transcript has 3 exons. Gene Ontology annotation, biological process: signal transduction. The record is from RefSeq and is a predicted model, not a curated record. The coding region runs from base 347 to 943 and encodes 198 amino acids. NCBI's taxonomy places the organism in Eukaryota, Viridiplantae, Streptophyta, Magnoliopsida, Brassicales, Brassicaceae.